Moesziomyces antarcticus is the source of this 2763-nucleotide messenger RNA. RefSeq names its product ATP-dependent RNA helicase Prh1. Bases 1 to 2763 code for a protein of 920 amino acids. Gene Ontology annotation, biological process: maturation of SSU-rRNA from tricistronic rRNA transcript (SSU-rRNA, 5.8S rRNA, LSU-rRNA). The record is from RefSeq and is a predicted model, not a curated record. Gene Ontology annotation, molecular function: ATP binding; RNA binding. Gene Ontology annotation, cellular component: nucleolus; intracellular anatomical structure. NCBI's taxonomy places the organism in Eukaryota, Fungi, Basidiomycota, Ustilaginomycetes, Ustilaginales, Ustilaginaceae. The transcript has a single exon.
AUGUCGCUGGACACAGCCUUAGCACAGGCGAAGCGGUCCAGAGACAGCUUCGGCUCGCUGCCGUCUUCGCCCUCCACCUCCGUCCCGUCCUCGCCCAACAAAAAGAAGCACAAGAAGAGCAAGUAUGCAAAUGCACCCUCCUCAUUCGCACACAGUCCUCUCAGCAACGGAAUCAACGGUUUGCCAUCACGGCCCUCCUCAUCGUCAGCGCCGUCUUCACCAUCCCGCAAGCAACUUCCCUCCCCUUCUCACGAGGGGGGCGGUGCCGCAUCCGCUUGGAUCCGAGAUGCGCUCAAGGCAGUCGACCCGCGCAUCCUCGAGUCGCGCGCAGCCCUGCCCAUCACCUCGGGCAAGCAGGCCAUCAUCGAUGCCGUGCGCUCCAGCGACACCGUCGUCAUCCUUGGUGAGACCGGCUCAGGAAAGACUACCCAGAUCCCCCAGUUCCUCUUCGAGGCUGGCUUUGCCUCUCGCCAGCCCGUCCAGAUGAUCGGCGUUACCCAGCCAAGACGAGUGGCCGCAACUUCGCUCGCGCGCCGUGUUGCCGUCGAGAUGGGCCAACCGGAUCCCGCGGUACUUCCGAACGUCAAGGGCAAGGCAAGGACCGCGGCGGGCGGAUUGGUCGGCUACAGCAUCCGUUUCGAGGACCGCACCACCCGCAACACGCGCGUCAAGUUCAUGACCGACGGUAUGGUGCUUCGUGAAAUGAUCGGCGACAUCUCUCCCGUACAGACUUCCAGCUCAGCAAUGACAUCGCAGACAUCUGCGCUGCGCUCAAACCUGCUCCUCAAGUACUCGGUACUCAUCAUCGACGAAGCGCACGAGAGGACCUUGCGAACGGACCAGGUGCUUGGACUGGCCAAGCGCAUCCAACGCGAACGCAAGGCGCUGCGCCAGUCGUGGAUCGCGCGAGGAAAGCCUGCGAACGAGGCCGAGAUCACCGAGCUCAAGAUCAUCGUCAUGUCGGCCACACUCGAUGCCAACCGUUUCGCCGACUUCUUUGCCACGCCCUCUACCGCGCUCAGGGCCAACGCCACCGUAACGGACGCGCGCGCACUCGCAGCCGCCAACACCAAGCAGGAGGUGCCCAUCCUCUACGUCAAGGGCCGCCAGCACGACGUCGCCAUGUUUCACACCGAAGAGCCCGCGCAGGAGUGGACGGAUGCGGCGCUGCGCACCGUGCUGCAGAUCCACGUCUCGCGUCCGCCCGGCGACAUCCUCGUCUUCAUGACGGGUCAGGACGAGAUCGACACGCUCGCGCGCGCGCUCGAGCUGUACUCGUCCGAGCUGCCCGCGUGGGCCGAGGCUGAGUCCAAGCCGACACCCAUGUCGCUCAUGAUCGCCCCGCUCUACGCGGCGUUGGGGCCCAGUGCGAGCUUGAAGGUGUUUGGUCCGACGCCGCCGCGCACGCGCAAGGUGGUGCUGGCCACCAACAUUGCCGAGACGAGUAUCACCAUCCCGGGCAUCGUGUUCGUCGUCGAUUGUGGGCUGGCCAAGGAAAAGGUGUACACGCCCGGCACCGCCGUCGAGACGCUUCAGGUGCAGGAGAUCAGCCAGUCGGCGGCGAGGCAGCGUGCCGGUCGUGCGGGUCGAGAACGCGCAGGCGAGUGCUACAGGCUCUACACGCAAAAGGCGUUUGAGGCGCUGCCGCUCGCAGGCACGCCCGAGAUCGUACGCACCGAUUUGGCGGCUGCGGUGCUGCAGCUGUGCGCGAUGGGUCAGGAUCCAUACACGUUCGACUGGCUCGAUACUCCCGAUCCUGAGGGGCUGCAAGAGUCGGUGCUGCAACUCAUACAGCUCGGCGCACUCGACAUCCACACCCCACCUCCCAACAAGGAAGCCAAGGGCGAGAAGGCGACGGCGAGACUUGUGCUCACCGGCAUUGGAAUGAAGAUGGCCAUGCUGCCGGUGUCGCCUGCCUACUCGCGGUCGCUGAUUGCGGCGGCAGCGCGUGGACCGACCGUGGCGCGCCAGGUGCGCGACCUCAUCGCCGUCCUCUCGUCGGACCGCUCGAUCCUUGUUGAACCGACCGACCAGGAGAAGAGGGAGGAAGCCAACCGGGCCAAGGCGACGUUUGUGCAUCCCUCGGGCGAUCAUGCCACGCUGCUGUGUGUGCUGUAUGCCUACCUGGCCGAGGCGGAUAAGGUGGCGAUGCUGACCAAGACGCGCAGCCAAGGGUCGGCCGAUCGCAAAGUGGUCGAAAAGGAGGGGCGCGAGCAGCUCAAGGCAUGGUGUCAGAACCACUACGUGCACCAAAAGGCGGUCAAGAAUGUGCUGCACAUUCGCAACCAGCUGCGCAACAUUUGCAGGCAGCAAAAGCUUGCAUGCGAUGACGACCAUCCCUCCACCACCACUGCUGAACUUUCGAGCGACGAUUCGAAUUCGGAUUCGGAUUCCGAGUCGGGGGUUGAUCGGGAUGGAUUGUUCGUCACGCACAAGGUGGCGAGCGAGGAGAGGGGCGAGGAAGACGAGAGCUUUGUAGGUAUGCGACAGUCGUUGCUAGAGGGUAGGAUCGCCAAUGCGGCGCUCAAGCAGCCUUCGGCGCCGAAUACGUACAAGCGCAUCACCUCGGCCGCAGGCGCAGGGAGCACGUUCAAGAUCCAUCCGUCGUCGACGUUGCAUCCGUCCAAAAUGGCGCGCGAGCGUGCGAGCCGACAGACGGACGCUAUCCUGUUCGAGGAACUCGUGUUUACCACCCAGACCUUCGCCAGGACCGUCAGCAUCAUCGAACCCGCCUGGCUCCAGGAACUUGCCACGCGCAAGUAG